This is a messenger RNA of Sclerotinia borealis F-4128, 1149 nucleotides long. The record is from the annotation of a GenBank genome assembly. Lineage: Eukaryota; Fungi; Ascomycota; Leotiomycetes; Helotiales; Sclerotiniaceae.
AUGUCUUCCUCAACUCCAAUAGUUGAUAUUCAUACCCACAUCUACCCACCAUCCUACAUCGAGCUCCUCAAAUCUCGUGAUGAAAUCCCAUAUAUUCGACAAUUCCCACCGGCUACAGAGCAUAGAUUGGUUAUUUUACCAGCGGAGGAUACACCGAGUACGAGUAGAGGGAGGCCUAUUGGACCUGAGUACUACGACAUUGAACAAAAGAUUGCCUUCAUGAACACCCACUCAAUCAACGCCUCCAUAAUCUCUCUCGCAAACCCAUGGCUCGACUGGCUUCCCCCCACCACCGCCCUCCAAACCGCCCACUCAAUCAACACCGAAAUAAACCACCUCUGCAGCCUCCACCCCAAACGCCUCUACUUCUUCGGCACACUCCCCCUAUCCGCCCCCGUAUCCUCAAUCCUCGCCUCCAUCACGCACCUAACCACCCUCCCCCACUGCCGCGGUAUAAUUCUCGGCACGACCGGUCUCGGCACCGGACUCGACGACCCCUCUCUCCUCCCCAUCUUCACCUCUCUAGCUGCAGCCCAGCUCCCCAUAUUCCUGCAUCCGCACUACGGACUUCCGACUUCGGUCUUCGGACCUCGCGGUACCGAUUACGGCCACGUGUUACCACUUGCGCUUGGAUUUCCCAUGGAAACUACUAUUGCAGUAACACGUAUGAUACUAUCCUCAGUCUUUGACUCUGUGCCGGAGCUACAAGUGAUUCUCGCGCAUAGUGGGGGUACGCUUCCGUUUCUGGCGGGGAGGAUAGAAUCAUGUAUAUUGCAUGAUGCGCAUCUUCAGAAAGAGGGAAAGCUAACCCAGGGAAGAAAAACCAUAUGGGAUAUUUUGAAGAGUAAUAUUUGGCUGGAUGCGGUGGUUUAUGGGGAAGUGGGGGUGCGGGGUGCAAUGGGGGUGAGUGGAACAGAGAGGGUCAUGUUUGGAACUGAUGCUCCUUUUUUUCCUCCGUUAGAUGAUGAAGAGGAUGCUAGUGAAAAACAAGGAAAAGAAGGAGAAAAGGAGGGUAAAAAAUGGCUAAGUGUUUCGCUGAAUAUGGAUGCUAUUAGUAGUGCUUGCGGUGCGGGUAGCGAGGAGGAAAAGGCUGUGUUGGGGGGUAAUGCGAUACGACUUUUUGGGUUGGAGUUACCUGUCUCUGCAUAG